Messenger RNA from Neodiprion virginianus, 2205 nucleotides. It is a transcript of the gene mol, whose product is annotated as dual oxidase maturation factor 1. Gene Ontology annotation, biological process: protein transport. The record is from RefSeq and is a predicted model, not a curated record. NCBI's taxonomy places the organism in Eukaryota, Metazoa, Arthropoda, Insecta, Hymenoptera, Diprionidae. Bases 920 to 2065 code for a protein of 381 amino acids. Gene Ontology annotation, cellular component: endoplasmic reticulum membrane. The transcript has 9 exons.
UGAGCGCGACGCGCUACGAUAUGCAGCAAGCAGCAGCAGUGGCAGGUCUUCGAGGAAUCGUCGAUAAGUGGACUGACUAGUGUCAGGUAGUAAUUCUUCUGGUUAUCACCUGCAGCAGCGGUAGCAACAGCAACAGCGGCUAUAAAGCCGUGAAACUUGGCGGUCUCAUGACCCCGUAAGGAGAGCAAUCAGACCGUCGAGUACGAAGAAUCGCGGUGAAUAUUAUACGAGAUAUUAUGAAUUCCGUAUGUAAUUCCGGUCUCGCUCGAACCAACCGGCACUCUUGGGUAUGUGUAAUAACCGAGUAAGAGAGCCCGGUAGGCACUGGGCGUCGAGUGUAGGUAAUCCGCGGAAGAGGAUCGCGCGUGUCGAAUUGGCCGUUGUGCCGACUGCCCUGACUCCAAAUGUGGUCGCGGUCGCCGAUUCACCGAGUAACGACGACGACGACGACUACGACCAGCGGCGAACCGAGACUCGACGACCUCCCGGAAAAUUUUCGCAUCAUCCGCAACCCCGGAUCACGUCACAAUCUAUAUAACACACUCGUAGUCGACUAUAGUUGACGGUGCGAAAGGUGCGUGGAGGAAAUGGUCAGCACCAGAUGGAGGAUUCGCUUCUUCGUGAAACGUUAAAGCCUCUCCGGAUACUGAAGAACAAUAAUUCGGCUCCAGGACCUCGUCGAGUACUCUGUUCUCUUGGAUUACGACAACAACGAACACAUGCGCUCGUUAUCUAGUAUAUAACAUUUAACGAGGAGACUGGAUAAGUGCGUCAGAUCCAUCCUCGCUGAAAUUGUACCGAUUGGAAAUUUGGAACGUAGUAGAAUUAACCGGUGGAAGUAGAGCAGAGCGGAUAUUAUUCUUUAUGGUUUAGUUCCUCCGGCACUGCUGCAGCUGCGAAAUCUUAUUGUGAAUGCGAAAUGAGGGGCUGGUUCGACGCAUUUCGUAGCGACGGUGGACCGACGCUGUACAGUUACAGUAACCGGACGCCAGUCAGUGGGGACGUUCACCUGAUAACGAUAUUCGUUAUAUUUUGCACGAUAUUCACGGCGUUCGUUAUCAUAUUUCCAGGAAUACGAAAGGAGAGGCUAACGACAUUCCUAACCGUAACCCUCAGCCUUUUUGUUGGAACAACGAUUCAAGUUGCUCAAUACGGAUCGACAUGGCACACAGCUUCCACAACGGUCGUCAGUUCCUACAGUGCUUUUUCAAGGGAAAAAAUGACCGCUGAGGUCGGUGGGUACAUCGGCCUGAUGCACAUCAACAUCACCUACACAGGCGGCGAGGGUCACAACGACGUCGAAUUCAACGAACGAUUUUGGUGGCGAAGUCCAACUGAGAUGUCGAAGAGCUUCAAGGAAGCCCUGCACAGAGGCGCCCCCUUCCCGAUUCUUUCGGUAGCCGAGUACUUCAGUCUUCAUCAGGAGGGUUUUUCCUGGGGCAGCCGAUACAGGGAGGCCGGGUAUUACUCGUCGAUAAUGCUGUGGACCUCCUUCGCUUCUUGGGCCAUGAUGAACCUCCUCCUGAUGGUUGUGCCUAGAUACGGAGCCUACAGCAUGGUCUGCACUGGAAUUUGCAUGCUGUUGACCAAUCUCACCUACUGGUCUCUCCUGCCGUGCGAACCUCUCGUCGCGCACGUCGAUGGAUCUAUUCUAAUUUUCAAUUUGGGAUGGAAUUACUGGCUCGUUCUAGUCGCCGGAGUCGGAUGCCUAUUCGCCGGUCUCGUGAUCGCGGCUAUCGAUCUGAUAUUUCCCCAUCAAUUUUCAACGAUCCUAGAGGUGGAUUACGACACACCGUACGAUCGUCACGUAAUUAUUGAGGAAAGUUUCGACACCAGGAACACCAGGCGAAAGUUGCCAAAAAUUGAAGACGCUUUUGGCGAACGUAUAAUGAGACAGCUUUCCCACAAGCUAGGUAACGGCAGGGAUGACACAAAGGGCGUGAUAAAUCAGGGAUACGUCGGCACCGAACAGCUGGAAUUCGCUCAACCGACCGAAGAAGAUCCGAACAAGAAUCAGAACUGGUCUUAUCCAUUUCCACCGUCGCCACGACGAACGAUUAACUAACAGAAGUUAAUCGUAGCGAUCUAUCCAAUAUUUACUAAUGCUAAUUAUGAAUUAUUUAUGCAAGUCGGUUGUGUAAAUGUAUAAUGUACAUGGAUAAAUAUAACGUAACCGUUGUAUACGGAAGAUCAAUGAAACGCCAA